Molecule: messenger RNA, 444 nt
Organism: Rhizoctonia solani
Lineage: Eukaryota; Fungi; Basidiomycota; Agaricomycetes; Cantharellales; Ceratobasidiaceae
Product: Transposon Ty3-G Gag-Pol polyprotein
Exons: 1
Coding region: 1-444 (147 amino acids)
Source: RefSeq, a predicted model, not a curated record
AUGGACAACAUAGAUAGUGUAGAAUUUGUAUCUCUUGCUCUAGAUUCAAAUAAAAAACCCUUGUUAUUCAUCAAUCUAUACGUCCAAAAAUUCCCGGCAGAACCCCUCAAAACCCUUAUUGAUUCAGGAGCCACUUCAAACUUCAUCUCCCCUUUGAUUGUGGAAAAAUAUAAAAUUCCAAAAACCCAACUCAAAAAUCCACAAGUUGUGAGAAUGUUAGAUGGUACCAUCUCUCAGACUGGUUGCAUUUGGCACCAGGUUCACCUCACCGUCUUGGCCAAUGGCCACACCCACUCCAUCCCAUUUCUUGUUUGCCCCAUUGGCAACACCCCGGCAAUCCUAGGCAUGACAUGGUUAACGGCAGAUGUCAUGACCCACUCCAUUCUUCCCAUGAGUCCUGACCUUGUCAAGCCUCCAACACACUCAUGUUGCACACCAACAUGA